AUGGCUUCCACGGCUGCAGACCCUGUCACCCAGCCGGCCGUAGACCUCGAGAUGGCCGACAGCAACCAAGAAACCACAUCCGCCGUCCCUGUGACCGCCAAUGGCGACAACGGUGCCGCAGCAUCAAGUAGCGGGGCACCCGAAUCCGAAGCUCAACCUGCCUCCAAAACCGCCGCUGAGAACGACAACGACGCCUCCCCCGCCGUCGCCGAAGAAGAACCCAAACUCUCCAAGAACCAACUCCGCAAACUGAAACGCAAACAAGCAUUUGAGGAAGGCCGCGAGGACCGCAAGCGCAAGCGCAAAGAAAAGCGCCACGACCGCCAGGCCGCCCGCCGCGACCAGAUCGCCGCCAUCGUCGCGGACGCCGAGGCCAAGGGUCUCGACCGCUCGCAGAUCAUCAUCCCCCCGAAGCGCAAGACCCCCAAGGUCCCCGCCGUUCAGACGCCCGUCACCCUCAUCCUCGACUGCGACUUUGAGAGCUACAUGCUCGACAAGGAGCUCGUCAGCCUCGCGAGCCAGAUCACGCGCUGCUACUCCGACAACCGCCAGGCGCGCUACCGCGUGCACCUGUACGUCAGCUCGUACGGUGGAAAGCUCAAGGAGCGCUUCGACACGACCCUGGGCGGGCAGCAUAACGGCUGGAAGGGCGUGAAGCUCGUCGAGAGCAACUUUGUGGAGGCGGCGAAGGAUGCGGAUGAGUUGAUGGCAGGUCAGAAGGGCGGCGAGGUGAUUGAGGUGCUCAAGGGCGAGGGCAAGGAGAAGCCUGCUGUUAUGAGGGAUGUGUACGACAAUGCGCCGACCCCCGACCACGAGCCGGAACCGGUGGACGAGUUGAAGAACAUCGUCUAUCUCUCUGCCGAUUCCCCGAAUACGAUCGACCGCCUUGAGCCUGGUGUAAGCUACGUUAUCGGCGGACUCGUCGACCGCAACCGCGAGAAGGGUCUCUGCCACCGCCGCGCGAGGGAGCUGGGGAUCAAGACAGCAAAGCUGCCUAUUGGGGAGUACAUGAACAUCUCCAGUAGAAGGGUGCUUGCUACAAAUCAUGUGGUGGAGAUCAUGCUCAAGUGGCUGGAGACCGGCGACUGGGCCGAGGCGUUCCUGAGCGUUAUCCCCAAGCGCAAGGAGGCACAUCUCAAGGGCGAGGGUGGCAGCGCGAGCGGGACACCGACGGCAGAGGUCGAGGACAGUAGGUUCGAGGAGGAAGACGACGAAGACUUGGAUGAGCAGCAGACCAUUACGGAGAAUGUUGCGGUGCCCGAGCCAGCAGAGGCAAAGGGCGAGGAGGCCAAGACGGCCGAGAGUGCCUCAUAG
Molecule: messenger RNA, 1314 nt
Organism: Colletotrichum chrysophilum
Lineage: Eukaryota; Fungi; Ascomycota; Sordariomycetes; Glomerellales; Glomerellaceae
Exons: 1
Coding region: 1-1314 (437 amino acids)
Biological process (GO): tRNA N1-guanine methylation
Cellular component (GO): nucleus
Molecular function (GO): tRNA binding
Source: RefSeq, a predicted model, not a curated record